Molecule: messenger RNA, 3234 nt
Organism: Trematomus bernacchii (emerald rockcod)
Lineage: Eukaryota; Metazoa; Chordata; Actinopteri; Perciformes; Nototheniidae
Gene: fam120c
Product: family with sequence similarity 120C
Exons: 17
Coding region: 1-3099 (1032 amino acids)
Cellular component (GO): nucleus
Source: RefSeq, a predicted model, not a curated record
AUGGGAGUGCAGGGUUUUCAAGAGUAUUUAGAGAAGCGGUGUCCCGGGGCCGCAGUCCCGGUGGACCUCCUGAAGCUUGCCCGUACCGCGGCCCGCCAGCCCCCUCACCACCAUCACCAACACCACCACCCACAUCACCCCGGGCCCAUGCCUCCCCCGCCCCCGCCUGCCAGGAUCCUAAUCGACGCUGACUCCGGCCUGCAGCGCCUCUACGGCGGCUACCAGACGGACUGGGUGUGCGGGGGAGAGUGGAACGCCAUGCUGGGCUACCUGGCCGCCCUGUCGCAGGCCUGCCUGUACCAGGGGGGCCUGGAGCUGGUCGUGGUUUUCAACGGCACACUGGGGAAGGAGCGCUGGCCCGAGUGGGCGCGGCGAGCUCAGGGCCAGCGACAGACCGCGCAGCUGAUAGUCAACCACGUCGGCAGCAAGGCCACCCCGCCUCCCAGAGCAUGGUUCCUGCCCCCGGCCUGCCUCAGCCACUGCGUCCGCCUCGCCAUGUUCCGCUUCCGAGUGCGGGUUGUACAGACUUUGGAGGACCACCACCAGGAAGUGCUGUCUCUUUACAGAGACUUUGGAUUUUCCGGCCUGAUCGCUCAGGAUUCUGAGUUUGCUCUCUGCAACGUACCCGCCUACUUCUCGUCGCACGGGCUCAAACUGAGCUGGAACGGCAAGAACCUAACCACACACCAGUACCUGCUGUCUGAGGCCGCCAGGCAGCUCGGGCUGAAGACACAGCACCUGCCCUGCUUUGCUGCUCUGCUGGGAAAUCAUAUUCUGCCUGAUGAGGACCUGGCUGCCUUCCACUGGAGUCUGCUGGGACCAGAACACCCUCUCGCUUCUCUCAAGGUGCGAGCCCACCAGUUGGUGCUGCCGCCCUGUGAGGUGGUGAUCAAGGCCGUAUCAGAGUACGUCUCCUCCAUCAAAGACCUGGGAAACCUCGAUGCCAUCGCCAGAGAUGUCUUCAAACAGUCACAGUCUCGCAUGGAGGACAAGGUGCAUCGAUUCAAAAAAGCCGUGGAUUAUUUCUCAGCUGCCUCCAAACCUCGCUCGCCCAACAUGGGGCCCUCAGCUUUCAUCUUACCUGGGUUUGGAUUUGGGGGACCACCCGGCCACAUGGGACCGAUGCAGCCUGGAAAGAAUCAGUUUCCUCCCCCCCAGGUUCCAGGGUUGAAGCCGCCCUAUCAAAAUGCUCAAUAUGGACCGGGCUCUAACCCUAUGUUCCAGAACGCGCCACCACCGUCCCAAGACCUCAACGAUUCCCUGACGGGCAAGAUGGGCUUCACUGAUUGGUCGGCUCCAUAUGAUUCCACUCAGGGGGGAAAUCGAUUACCCAAUCAUCACACUGCCCCUCAGUCUGGUCCCUCUCCGUCUCCUUCAUCGUCAUCAGAAGGAGACGAACCCAACGACAGCAACGCAAACCAUUUGACGGACAAGUCCUCUCGCUGGGAGGAUCCCACUGGAAGGGGGGGCUUGGCCACUGGAGACGGCUCCCAAGGCAACGGGAGCGUGUCACACAUUCCGUCACUGUUGUCUAUGGCGACGCGCAGUCACAUGGACAUCACCACACCCCCUCUGCCUCAGGUCAGUGCUGAGGUUCUUCGUGUAGCCGAGCACAGGCACAGAAGAGGACUGAUGUACCCCCAGAUUUACCACAUAUUGACCAAGGGAGAGAUGAAGAUGCCAGUGUGUAUAGAGGAUGAGUGUAACUCUGAGCUACCUCCGGCCUCUCUGCUGUUCCGCGCUGCCAGACAAUAUGGCUACGGCGUGCUCUUCAGUCUGGCUGAAACCCACCGCCGCCUGGAGAGGCUCGCUAUGCGCAAGAGGGCCCCCCUGGAAGUUCCUCCAGUGAUUGUCAAAGAGUGGAGCAGCGGUAAAGCCAAGUCGGCCCUGACUCCGGAGCUGGUCCCCGCCCUGUGUUUCCGGGAGUGGACCUGCCCCAACUUGCGGAGGCUGUGGUUGGGUCGAGCCAGUGAGGACCGCUCCAGGAGAACCAGGGCCUUCCUGGCCUGCCUACGCUCCGACUGCCCAGCCCUCCUCAACCCAGCACAGGUCCCCCAGCAUCUGCUGCUCAUGUGCUGCGUGCUCAGGUAUAUGAUGCAGUGGCCUGGUGGAAGGAUCCUCCAGAGACACGAGCUAGAUGCCUUUCUGGCUCAGGCUGUUUCCAGCCAGCUCUACGAACCGGACCAGCUCCAGGAGCUCAAGGUGGAGAAGGUGGAUUCCCGCGGCGUGCAGCUGGCUUCCCUCUUCAUGGCCGGCGUUGACACGGCGCUGUUCAUCAAUGAUGUGUGUGGCCAGCCGUUGCCAUGGGAACACUGCUGCCCGUGGGGCUUCUUUGACGGCAAACUGUUUCAGAGCAAACUGGCCCGAGCCGCUCGGGACCGGGCCGCCCUGCUGGACAUGUGCGAGGGACAGGAGGAGCUGGUGUCCAAGGUGGAGAAGAUGCGUCAGGCAAUCCUCGAGGGCAUCAACCUGUCCCGCCCUCCUCCUCCUCCCCCUCCUCUUCCACCUCCUCCCUUCCUCCCCGCUUCCAUGGUGCCCCCUUUCUACCCCAUGCCUCCCCUCUACCCACCUCGCCCCAUGGGCAUGCCUCAUCAUCAUCACCCACACCAUCCUCACCACCCCGCCCAGCACAGACCAAGAGCCUUCCCAGGCCUUCAGUCAAUCCCCCCCCAGGGAGGGAAACUGGAGAUCGCUGGCAUGGUCGUCGGUCAGUGGGCCGGGAACAAACCAGUCCGUGGGAGAGGGGGCUUCAACAUGCAGGUGGUGUCAGUGGGAGCAGGGAGAGGGAGGGGUAAAGAGAUUCCAGCUAAACCAAGGGUGGUGAAAAAGACGCCUACCAACAGAUCACAGACGUCGCCUCCCCCCCCCUCCAGCAGCCCCCCAAAGCCCUCCGAGGAGGCGGCCGGCUCUCCAGAGGCUGCGCCUCAGCAGCUGAACGGCAGCGCUGCAGCCAUCGGCCCCCCCUUGGAGCUGGCCCCCCCGGCCCAGCCAAUCCCGUGUGCCUUAGCCAGAGACAACCAAUCAGAUGGGGUGGAAGUGGAGGCCCCCUGUUGCCUUGACGACUGCCCGUCAGACGGAGCACUACAGAAGGAGGAGUGACGGCGUCCUCUCCCAGGAUGCAUUGCUCUGAGAGAGUUCUGUGUUUGACUGCCUUCCCCUGUUUUUGUAGCCUGCUGUGCAGCGUCACAUGGAGCAGGAGGUGCAGCGAGGCGCCCCCUCGCCCCCCCCCCCCCC